This is a messenger RNA of Cyclopterus lumpus (lumpfish), 3281 nucleotides long. Its product is annotated as coiled-coil domain-containing protein 178. NCBI's taxonomy places the organism in Eukaryota, Metazoa, Chordata, Actinopteri, Perciformes, Cyclopteridae. The transcript has 20 exons. The record is from RefSeq and is a predicted model, not a curated record. Bases 202 to 2691 code for a protein of 829 amino acids.
AGUAGAAGAUUGACAGCAACUUCAGUUGGUUCAUUUGGAGGAAAACUUUAGUAACAGGCAGUUUUUUUUCGUUGUCGUUGUUUACACGCAGGAUAACAACACACUUCAAGACAGCUGGCCGUCAAAGGUGUAUUAAUUAAUACAAGGUUAACGUCGGACCGGCGACACAUUCUCCUUAAACCCGCCGGAGGACUCGCGGCGAUGCCGGACGUUGAACCGCUCAGAUUCCCGUCCAGGGAAGGACGACCGAGUCAGCCAGAUCAAGCAGAUCUUCAAGCCGUCUGCUCUGGUAGACGUCGCACGUGCGCUCUGCUCAACAGUCCCUCGCCUUGUGUCAACAAUGCUACUCACCAUAUCCAAGAGCUGAAGAUGGCAGUGGAAAAUUGGUGUCAACAGUCUGGAAAAUAUCCGCCGCAGAUCAAUCAGGACAAGCAUCAAUACAGCAACACUUUAAGAUUUCAGUCCAGAGACUCAGACACUGAAUCAGCGACUUCUGCGGAAUUGUUCGUCGAAGGCGUCGCAAUAAGUGCGCCAGAAAGUUGUCCUUUAUCGCCACUGUUGAAGAAAAUAAACGAUGUCCUCGGAGAGGUUGUGUGUCUGAUCGAGUGGCUGGAGGCUGAUCGUCAGUAUGCCGAGGAAGCUCUCCACAAAGAGAAGAGAAGGAAGCGUUUUUUGGAGAACCAAGGCGACAGUCUUUCACUAUGGAAGCAACAAGAGCGCUCUAUUUUGGUCCAAAAAGAGCACGAGGCGUGCAUUAAAGAAAUCACGGAACUCAAGUGGCAGCUCAAACUAGACAGAGAGAAACUUGACCAGGCUCAGGAGAAACUCUCAUACACGGAGGCGUGGAACUGGAGCCUACACGAGGACAUCGACUUCGCCAAAAAACAAAUUCCCAUUGUGAAAGCAAACCUGGACCUACAGAGAGGAAUCAUAAAUCAGAUCAACGCGGCACAAGCCGAGACUGAUGGAGUAUACUCAAACACACAAACCGAUUUCCUACUGCUCGACAAGGAGAAAAAAAAGAUGGAGCUGGACAGCAACAAUGAAAAGAUCUCCAUGGAUUCUGUUCUGUCGGUGACUCAGAAUCAGCUGGAGAGCAAACUGGGCGAGUUGAACCAGUUGAGGAUGCUUGAGGAAGCGAUGUGGUCAGAAAUACAGGAUGCUGAAAAGACGAUCGCACUCACGAGAGGAAAGUGUGCGGUCACAACACGACAUGUCCCGGAGUUGACGGAGCUCGAGAAAACUGAAAAUGAAUGGAUUCUGCAAUCGAAACUUCAAAUUGAGGAUGAAGUGCGAAGGAAUACGAUAUCAAACGAGAGACUAAUUGCACUGCAAGAAAACAUUGAGAAAACUAGGCUUCACGGGGAAGCGGAGGUUUCCUGCAUAGAACAGCAGCUCCUUUCAACACGUAACGCUUUUGCAGCUCUUGCUAAAGAAAAGAUGGAGUAUGAACAGAAAGUGGAAGACUACAAGAUGAACAUAUCUGAGAGCGAGAAUUCAGUGAAGCAGAUGCAUGAGGAGAGGAAGCAUAUGCUCCAGAAAAUCAUUGACAAUGCCGAGCAGUGGGAAAAGGCCAAGGAGGAAGUGACCCAGGUUGUUACUCAGCACAGUGCCGCCCAGACUAAACUGGAAGAGCAGCAGCAGCUCACCUUCAUGGAAGAACAGAGAGUCAGGAUGGAGAUUGAAACCUUGAGGAAACAUCUGACAGGUCAGAUGUCUGCCCUGGAACUGCUGAAGGGUCAGUGUGGAAAUAUAAAUGAAGAGCUGUACCGACAGCAAAGGAGCUCAGAGAUGUCCAACAAAAAACUUGAGAAAGAAUUUGAAGAGGCAUCCAUAGCAACAAAAGAACUGGAGACAAACGUUUUGAAAAUCAAGAAAUUGACCGAACAUUUUGAAAAGAUUCAGCAUGAUCACGGGAUGAAAUUAGUCCAGUUUGAGGAGGAGAAAAAACUCCAACGUGACCACCUGGAAGCGGCUCAGGAUUCACACGCCGCCGCCGUCGAGCGAUACGAGAACACCCGGGGAAGGAUCGGUGACCUCACAACGAAGAGCGGAGACUACCGGGAUGCUUCGGAUAAAAUGGAAGAAAUGGUCGAGUGCAUGCCGGAAGCCAUCGCAGAACUUGAAAGUGUUUUUGAUGCAAUGGAAUUCCAAAACAAGUCAGCUGCUCUCGUAAUGAGCACCUUGCAGUCUGAUAUUAAUAACUGCCAACAACGAGCACAGCGAUCCAUGCAGACACACACUGCUCAUGUUGCAGCAAGAAAGAAGGAAAUGGAAGACACCAAGGUCGCACUGACGAUCGCACUGAAGGAGAACGAGUGGCUGGCGAGCGAGUACGAAAGUCUGCAGAAGAUCCUCAUGGAGGCCAAACAAGAGGCCGUGUGUGCACUGAGCGAGAAGAACCACGCACAUGAAUCCUUUCAUGACUACACACAGCUCUCUUUGUUGCAGAAGAGGAUGCACAAAGCUUUGGUGAAAUACUUCAAACGACGCAGCCUCUACAGCCGGGCUGAACUGGACCGGUGCCAGGCUCUUUCUCAGGAGACCGACCGGAAAAUACAAACUGCCCAGGAGGGGUUGUCAGCAGAAAUUCAGCUCAUCUCCGCGUUCCUGCACCCGUUGACGGAUGACUCCACCUCCACCGACGACGCCGGGGCGAACCAACACGCCGGUCCGGGAUCGAAUGAGUAGAUGCCUUCAGUUCAAAUAGCAGUGUAAUUGGACAUUCACCUGUACCAGACAACUUACUUACUUACCCUAGCACGCUUCACUAUCCCCCCCCCCCUCCCCCAAUCACCGCACCCCCCCGCACCCCUCUUUACUUGCAGCGAAUCCAUAACAAUGAAACAGGUGACUUUCAUGCUGCUGUCAGGACUGAUCUAAUUUUAGCUGGGUGAAUGAUUGCAAUUGGCUUUGCCUCAUCAGAUAAUUAAUCUAUGUCACCAUUAAUUGGAAAAGAGAAUAAUUACAGGCAGUGUUGACAGAAAUUCUACGCUUCUCCAGAUUCCGGGGAUCUAAUUACAACUAGUGAAACCCUGUGACCUUAACUAGCACUUAGUACACCUCGGCCACCUUGACCGCGUCCAUGUGAAGACCACCCUCUUCUUUGAAAGACCCUGUUUUUGUUAGCGCCUCCCUUCGCACUCCCCCCCUCCCCUCCCCACACUCUCCAAGAGCUGUCUCCCUCAAUCACUUUUCAAUAUUCAAUCUUAAUUUUGUGGAAGUUUAGCAUUUUCAAUGAGCUGGAGAUGAAUGAUUAAUGAAUAAAUUUGAAUGCUUCA